Messenger RNA from Diprion similis, 2936 nucleotides. RefSeq names its product hydroxyacylglutathione hydrolase, mitochondrial-like. NCBI's taxonomy places the organism in Eukaryota, Metazoa, Arthropoda, Insecta, Hymenoptera, Diprionidae. Gene Ontology annotation, molecular function: hydroxyacylglutathione hydrolase activity. Bases 154 to 1662 code for a protein of 502 amino acids. The record is from RefSeq and is a predicted model, not a curated record. The transcript has 6 exons.
UGGAUCAGUUCACUAUCCAAAGUUGUGUUUCUUUGUCCGGUUCUCCGAAUGCACUGAUACUCGAAUGACACAGUCAUUGACAUGUGUCACAAAUGUACAGAUGUCAGUUUGUCAAUUAAUUAACAAUUUAUUUCUUUUAAUCAUAGUUCAGACAUGCCCGAAGCGAAUCAUCUUUCGGACCAAUAUUCGACAUGGGUGGGACUUAUAUACAUUUUUAAUCUGAUCGUCGGCACUGGCGCCCUGACACUACCUGCAGCUUUCAGUCGGGCAGGAUGGGCGCUGGGUCUGACUCUCAUCUUGAUAUUGGCCUUCAUAAGCUUCGUCACUGUAACAUUUGUUAUCGAAGCCAUGGCAUCAGCGAAUGCUGUUGUAACGUGGAAGCGGAUUCAGCAACGCAAACGUACGCUGCAAAUAUCUGGCGAAUCAGCUGCGUCAAACUCUGAUUCUGAAGACACUCCGUUGGUUUCGACAACAGCUGGCAGCCCCGAACGCCAUUGCGCAAACUAUCGUUAUUAUGCUAUACAGGAAAAAAUAGAAAUGGGAGAAAUGGCUUCGAUAUUUUUCACUAGAACUGGUGUGACGCUGUUCUACCUCUGCUUCGCUAUAUACUUGUAUGGUGAUCUAAGUAUCUAUGGUGCAGUGGUGGCCAAAUCGCUUGCUGACGUGGCCUGCACUUAUCAGCCAGCUAAUUUAACUUGCAACGAUACAAUACCUGAUACAGAGGCUUGUUGGGAAGGCGCUGAAACUAACAGGCUAAAUGCCUACAGAAUAUUCUUGACAAUUUUCGUUGCUGUGCUUGGUCCAUUUGUCUUCUUCAAUGUUCAAAAGACUAAGUACCUUCAGCUCCUGACAUCUGUAAUGCGCUGGCUUGCAUUUACCAUUAUGAUUGUCUAUGCUGUGCGAAAAAUUGUAAUCGAUGGACCCCAAGUUGAGACUCCAGCGGCAAACAUUUCGGGAGUUCCUGGCCUUUUUGGCGCUUGUGUGUACUCGUUCAUGUGCCAUCAUUCGUUGCCAGCAUUGGUAGCUCCAAUAGCCAACAAGUCGACGUUAAACCGUUCGUUGUCCUUAGAUUAUAUUCUAAUAGCAAUAUUUUACUUGCUCUUAGCAUUAACCGGCGUAUUUGCAUUCAAACACUUGGAUGAUUUGUAUACCCUUGAUUUUGGACCCAGAGGUUCGGGCGACUGUUCCAAGAGCGACAACAUUUUCAUGGUACUGCUUGAAUAUUUCCUUGCCUUAUUUCCAGUUUUUACCCUCAGUACGAGUUUUCCAAUAAUAGCUCUAACUCUGAGAAAUAAUUUACAAUCGUUAUUUCUAAGCGAUAGUACUACCUAUAAUCUAUGUGUUCGAAGGCUCAUAUUUCCUGUUAUGGCGAUAUUACCGCCAUAUUUAAUCGCUUUGGCUACUAAGGAUUUGUCGGUCCUGGUCAGCAUUACCGGAUCUUAUGCCGGGGCGGGCAUUCAGUAUUUAAUUCCAACUUUCCUUGUUUAUGCAGCAAGACAACAGACAACUAGAACCAUAGGUUCUGGUGUUAUCAAUAAAUUCGCAAGUCCAUUCAGGACAAAUUAUUGGUUAAUAUUUGUUGUCAUUUGGUCAAUUACUUGCAUGGCUUUUGUAUCAGUGAAUUUAUUUGAAAAACAUUUACUAAGAUCUACGGUCAUGUAGUCGACCACCCAUCCAUAAUGAUAGUGAUAGGCUUCACAUUUGUUGAAUAUAGACUUCAUAUCAGCUGUGUGUAUUUCCCAUUUUUUACGCGCCUCAGUUGUCAAUCAUAAAAUAAGAAAGGACUUUUGAGCUUAUAUCGGUGCAAUUUGAAACUCCGUUUGUACUGCCAUUUAAAUUUACUUGCAACUGGAGAAUAGACUAGAUAAUUUCUUUUGAACUGUCUGAGAUUUGUCAUUUUCAGUUCGUUAGGUAUUGUAGAAACAGUUUGGAGGCUUUUCGAAUCAAAGAAUUGAUUAUAUUCAUUGACGAGAAAUAUUUCUCAAGAUUAAAUCUGUUGGACUGAAAUCGUAGACGUAUGUCCAUGUUACGUUUGUAGAGUUGUCAAGAUCUAAAAAUUGAAGUGAACUAGACUUUAAUUAUAGAGUGUGGGUAGCAAACGGAUUUAAUUUGAAUGCAUUUAGACUGGAUUUAUACUUAAUUUUAUUAAUCUUAAACCAAAGAGAAACAAAACUGCUAAAAAAAUUAAUUUCAGUUGACAUUUUCGAUGUAAUAUAGUGUGUAAUUUACAUUACCGAUGGACCUACCGAACAGUUUUUUUGCAAUUACAAAUUACUCUAACAAUAUUUCUUUGAUCUUCCUUGGACCUGCUCUAAAAUGAAGCAAUUCGAUUUUCAUGUUAUAAGUGAAUAUAAUUUCCUCAACAUUCCCAGAUUUCAUUCUGUAAUCAUAAGAAUAAUAAUUAUUCAUAAUCUCUUUUCGGUAUAUUUAAUGUUCACUUGGAUUACUAGGGUUAUAUGUUAAUUAUUAACCACAUAAAUAAUUACUGAACGAUGUCUUAUAUGUACAUAAAUGGAGAUUGUGUACAUAUAAUUAUGUACAUAAAUAUGUGCAAACAAUCAGCAUGUUUAUGAGACAAUAGCAGAUGAGUGUCAGACAAUAGCGUAUGUAAUUGAUGGCAAUAACAUAUUUGUAAAUUGGCUAAAAUAUUAAAAAAUAUUGGCCAAAGCCUUGCAAUAUGGGUUAAAAAAUGUAACUAAUAUUUUUAUUAUAUAUCUGAGCACAUCGCACGGGAUAGAGUUCUUAAUGCAGUGUCUUCGAGUAUUCUAUGCUUGUACUGAUUUGAUUCCUUAUCAUAAUUAUUCAGUUGCUUAAAAUAUAAUUAGGAGUACGCAUCACCAAUACAGCGUUUCAUUUUUAUUUAAUUUAGUGUUUUAUGUGACUGUGUUCACAAUCAGUUGAAUUACAAUUGGCUAUAGUUAACCUAUUUGGUAAUU